Messenger RNA from Aphis gossypii (cotton aphid), 1380 nucleotides. RefSeq lists its product as uncharacterized. NCBI's taxonomy places the organism in Eukaryota, Metazoa, Arthropoda, Insecta, Hemiptera, Aphididae. The record is from RefSeq and is a predicted model, not a curated record. The transcript is spliced from 4 exons. Bases 7 to 1380 code for a protein of 457 amino acids.
GUAGACAUGGAAUAUAUAUUUCUACAAUUUCAAAAUUCUUGUUGCAAAAUGCAUACUCCUGGCUUAGGAUGCAGUUUCAUUGACGUAGAGUUUGUGAAAGAAAUUCGAAAAGGCUUUGAAUCUACAUGGAUUUUUAAGUGUAAAAUGUGCAACUGUAUUAUGAUUAUUGAUUCAGAGCGGGUAACUCCGGACUAUUUACCCAUAAAUAAAUCAGCAGUUAAUGGUACUAUAGCAGUUGGCAUAGGGCAUACACAAUUGGCUGAACUGUUUGCAAGUUUGGACAUACCAUGUAUGACUUCAAAAACGUACACUAAGUAUAUAAAUAAUUUGAGUGAAAAUAUCAAGGCAACUGCAUGGGAUGUGAUAAAACUUGCCGGGGUAGAAGAAAAACAGUUAGCAAUUGAAGCAGGUGACAUUGACGAAGAUGGCACGCCUAUGUGUCCAGUAAUAGCGGACGGCCAAUGGAGCAAGCGUAGCUAUAAAACCAAAUAUGACGCUUAUUCAGGAGCGGCAACAAUUAUUGGUUAUCGAUCAAAAAAAGUGUUGUUUGUUGGGAUACGCAAUCGCUAUUGUGUUAUAUGUGAAAGGGCCAAAAAUAGUGAAAAAAGUGUAGAAGAACAUAUCUGCUUCUUGAACUGGUCUAAAGGUGCCACUAGCAUUGAAGCCGAUGCUAUUUCUGAAGGGUUUUUAAAAAGCUUUUCACUACAUGGAUUGAAAUUUAAUAAAUUAAUUGGCGAUGGCGAUAGUAGCGUUUCAAAACGUUUACAUGAAUUGCUUCCAUAUGGCCCACGACUGUUGGUAGAAAAAAUUGAAUGUAGGAACCAUAUUCUACGAAAUUAUGGUCAGAAAUUGAUGGCUCUUACAAAAAAAACAUUAUAUCCGUGUUAUAUUCGCAAAUUUAUUACAAGGAAUAUAAUACGAUUUCGAACAGCAAUUACGAAAUCAAUUGCAUACAGAAAAAACUUAGAUCAGUCUCUUUAUGAAAAAAUUGAAGGCUUACGAAAAGACAUAACGAAUGGUCCUUACCAUAUAUUUGGUGAACAUACGAAAUGUGAAGUAUAUUUUUGCAGUGGACCUAAACAGUGUGAAGUAAAUUUAGUGCCAGAAAUUGUAAAUUGUGGUCUAAUGAAUGAAAUUGCCUACAUUCUUCGUCGCGUAGUAGAUAAUGCAAGGAGUCUACUAUUUGAUGUUGAUAAUAACUAUUGUGAACAAUUCAAUAGCAUAAUUAACAAACAUAUAGCUGGAAAACGAAUAAAUUUCACUCAAAAACAAUCGUACAGCACUAGAGUUCAUGCAGCGGUUGUUUCGUUUAAUUCUGGAGGUGAAUUUAUUCGUGCAGUUCAUAAAAAUAUAACUAAUCAGAGUCCAGGUAUUUAUUAA